Podarcis raffonei (Aeolian wall lizard) is the source of this 4260-nucleotide messenger RNA. Its product is annotated as integrator complex subunit 6-like. Gene Ontology annotation, biological process: snRNA 3'-end processing. Gene Ontology annotation, cellular component: integrator complex. The transcript has 18 exons. NCBI's taxonomy places the organism in Eukaryota, Metazoa, Chordata, Lepidosauria, Squamata, Lacertidae. The coding region runs from base 454 to 3138 and encodes 894 amino acids. The record is from RefSeq and is a predicted model, not a curated record.
GCAUGAUUUUUUUAUGCUGCCUACAGACAAAGACAGUAUCAUUGUGGUUUUAUUUAAUAUGAAUGAAAAAAUCAUAUGAAUUCAUGAGGAUCCGUUUAAAAUCAUCUGGAUCCGCCUUUUAACCAGUCCCGCCAAUGGCGUUCAACUUUUGAUCACAUCCUGUCCUAGCCGGAAGAGGCUACUGCAGAGUAGCAGCUCAGGCAACAGAAUUUGAGAUUCUUUUCAGUAAACCCGGCAGCUUGAGCAAGCCUAGACGUACACGCAGCGGCAGCUGAGGGGACGUUGGCGGAAGCGAGCAGCCAGUCAGCCGGGGAGGAGGACCAGAGAAGGCAGAGCCGGGACGCGGCCGGCCGCUCAGCUGGCGGGACCGGGCACCGGUACGGAAUAGGACGGAGCGGGCUGAUACUGCCUGUCCCGGCGUCGUCGCUGCCUGCCGUAGGGGUCGUCCGAACCAUGCCGAUCCUCCUCUUUCUCAUAGACACGUCCGCCUCCAUGAACCAGAGGACGUAUCUGGGCACCAGCUACCUGGAUAUCGCUAAGGGCGCAGUCGAGGUUUUCAUGAAGGUUCGGGCCCGCGACCCGGCUAGCCGCAGCGACAGGUACAUGCUGGUCACCUUCGACGAACCGCAUUAUUGCAUCAAGGCUGGAUGGAAGGAGAACCAUGCCACUUUCAUGAAUGAACUGAAAAAUCUACAAGCGGCAGGAUUAACCACCCUUGGACAGGCUCUUCGAUCAUCAUUUGAUUUGCUAAACCUCAACAGAUUAGUGUCUGGAAUAGACAACUAUGGACAGGGAAGGAACCCUUUCUAUUUAGAACCAUCAGUUUUAAUUACAAUCACAGAUGGAAGCAAAUUGACAAAUACUACAGGUGUGCAGGAGGAGCUUCAUCUUCCUUUGACUUCUCCCCUGCCUGGAAGUGAGUUAACCAAAGAACCAUUUCGCUGGGAUCAGAGGCUGUUUGCCCUUGUGCUGCGCUUGCCUGGAGCGUCUUCAGUGGAACAGGAACAGCUAGGAAGUGUCCCUACAUAUGAGUCUGCUAUUACACAGAUGUGUGAAGUCACAGGAGGACGCUCAUAUUGUGUCCGGACACAAAGAAUGUUGAAUCAGUGUUUAGAAUCCCUAGCUCAGAAAGUUCAGAGUGGUGUUGUCAUCAACUUUGAGAAAUCAGGACCAGACCCACCACAAAUUGGGGAAGAUGGAGUUGUUGAUGUCACAAGACCCAUCACUUCUUUUGCUUCUCAGCCAUGGCACAGCUGUCAUAAACUCAUCUAUGUGAGGCCUAAUCCUAAAACAGGAGUUCCUGUUGGCCAUUGGCCAAUUCCAGAAUCCUUUUGGCCUGAUCAAAAUUCACCAACACUGCCUCCCCGCACAGCCCAUCCAGUGGUGAGGUUCUCCUGCAUGGAUUGUGAGCCUAUGGUAAUCGAUAAGCUUCCAUUUGACAAGUAUGAGCUUGAACCAUCACCCUUAACGCAGUACAUCUUGGAGCGGAAAUUACCUCAUUCCUGCUGGCAGGUAUUUGUGAGCAGCAGUGGGAAGUACAGUGAACUGAGCCAUCCAUUUGGGUAUUUGAAGGCCAGCACCACUCUAACAUGUGUCAAUCUCUUUGUGAUGCCUUACAACUACCCUGUCCUCCUCCCUCUGCUAGAUGAUUUAUUUAAGGUUCACAAACUUAAGCCAAAUUUGAAGUGGCGGCAAUCUUUGGAUAACUACUUAAAAACCAUGCCUCCCUACUACUUGAUGCCAUUAAAGAAAGCACUAAGGAUGAUGGGAGCUCCAAAUCUGAUACCAGAAAAUUUAGAUUGUGGACUUAGUUACAGUGUUAUCGCUUACCUUAAAAAACUCAGCCAACAGACGAAAAUAGAGUCGGAGCGGAUAAUAGGGUCAGUGGGCAAGAAAGCACCACAAGAGAUAGGCAUUAAAGUGAAAAAUCACUUCAGUGGCCUCUCCCUGAUCCAGAAGAGGGAUUUGAAACAGCUCCUUCCCGGGAUCUCAGGUGAAUCUCCGCUUAGGCUUCCUGAAACGAACGUUAAGGAAUUUGCUGGCUUCCACAUAGGGCUCUUAAACAAGGAUCUAAAGCCACAGGCAUACAGGAAUGCUUAUGAUAUUCCUCGCUGCAGCCUUUUAGACCAGCUGACCCGAAUGAGGACUAACCUGCUGAAAACACACAAAGUUAUCCUGGGCCAGGAUGAAGACUGCAUUCAUAGUGUUCCAGUGGCUCAGAUGGGGAACUACCAGGAAUAUCUAAAGAGAAUGCCUUCUCUACUUCGGGAAAUUGACCCAGACCAACCCAAAAGACUUCAUACUUUUGGUAACCCUUUCAAGCAGGAUAAGAAGGGCAUGAUGAUUGAUGAAGCAGAUGAGUUUGUCACCGGUCCUCAGAACAAAAUCAAGCGUCCAGGAGAGACCAACACCCCUGCCUGUCUGAAAAGAAGGCACAGUAUGUCUCCACUGUUAAGGAAGUCCCAGUCCUCACCAAUGAUAGUCAAUCAUGUCAGUGUGAAGGGGGCCUCCUCUGCUACAGGGUCCCCAACCAACGCCACCCUCAAAGCUAUGCCAGCCUACAAAGAUGCAAAAAGCAAUGUAGUACAGGAUGGCAAUGGUGAGAAGAAAGUAGAGAACUUCCAGUCCCUGGACAAGCACGGGGAUGGGCUGACUAUGCACCUGAUUGCCCCGCUCCCAGCAGCCCUGACAGAUGAUGACCUGCCAAACAAUGUGGACUCUUUGCCCAGUGAACUGAAUUGCAUUGAGGAGGAUAGAUUGGACCAUAGGCCUGUUACCAACUCCCUUGUUUGCAGACCUGUAAAUUACAGUAUGUCUUCAGAGGAACAAAAACUAUUGGUGAAGUCUGUACCUGGAACCGUGAAAAUAAUGCCCAGUAUGUUUGAAGGGAACAAUGAAGUUCUCAGAAUCAAAGUUAUGAAGGAGGUUCGCAAGCCUGGGAGAGAUUACAAAAGAAUUUUCUCUCUCCUUGAAGAAGUUCAAGGCCCUGUGGAAAUUCAAAAAUAUUUCAUUGAAUUUGCUAUCAAGGAAGCAGCAAGGUUUAAAAAGCGGGUGUUAAUUCAACACUUAGAGAGAAUACUAGAGGAAAUAGAGUUCAACAGCCUGCCCAACAGAGAUAAUCAUGUCAACAGUAGAUAAUAGUGUCCCAGCAAGAGGAAUGCACAGGCCAGGGAGAAUAAGUUUACUAUGUUGCAGAGGAGUGAAAGAGGACGUUGUGGCAGCUACCACUGGUAUGGUGGCUAGGCAGUUUUUCUGUUGGAGUUUGUACAUUUGCAAACCUCUCUCAAUGGAAGAUGGGCUGUGACCCUGAUGGAUUUGCUGCAGGAGGUCUGGCUUCCUUCCUCUCUACCCUACUUUGGAGGGCCUGAUCUGCUCAAUGGGCUGAAGAAAAACACUCAGUGCUGCCCUCCUCCUGCAGGUGAUAAGAAUUUACUCGUUUGAACCUUUGUUCUAAGACACUUGAAAGCACUGCUUCAGGCAGCGGGUCAAAGCUGAUAAAACAAAAAUGGCACACCCUUUAUCUGCACUUGUGUUGGAAAAAUCCUUUGUUGUUGAGGAGGAGAAGAAGAAGAAGAAGAAGAGGAGGAGGAGGAGGAGAGUGAAAAUGCCCUCUGUGGUGAUAGUGCAUAUUGUCGCUACAGACACAUAGAGAACAGUUCCUGAGAACUGCUAGCCGACCCAGGAACAAGUUUUCAAGGCAAAAUGAAUUUGAAAGGAAAGCAGCUGCUAAAACUGGGUUGAGGGAAAGCAGUCCAGAGCCCUGUGACUACUGCCUGGUAGCCACUAAGCAACCCAACUCAGCCUCUCUUCUCUUUUGUCUGCAGACAUUAUGAAAGUGUGUGCCUGCUGCUCCCCAGGUCCCAACUUCAGUUCUCUUUCAUCUUAUGAGGAGGACAGAGACUCUUCAUGGGAACUUGGCCUUGAAAGCACUUAAAGAAAACUAUUUUCAAAAGCAAGUCAUGUCCUGUACCCCCAAAUCUUCUAUCUAUGGAUAUAGUUUACAUUUUGAAUGUACACAUGAGAAGAGAUUAUUUUGGACAGUGUUGUUUACUGGAUCCUAAAUUUGAUAUAUCAGAGUGUGUGUGUGUGUGUGUGUAUAUACACAUACCUGUGAGAAUUUUUUUUUUGCACUUAAAAUAAAAAUAAUUUUAUGAUUUCUUAAGUGCCUAAUCUGAAUGAGGUGCUGAUGAAUAAUCUCUAGUAAUUUCACUUGCCUGUAAAGCACAAAGCAGAAAAAUAAAAACCCCAAAACAAUGAAAA